Molecule: messenger RNA, 3194 nt
Organism: Danaus plexippus (monarch butterfly)
Lineage: Eukaryota; Metazoa; Arthropoda; Insecta; Lepidoptera; Nymphalidae
Gene: haf
Exons: 5
Coding region: 224-2737 (837 amino acids)
Molecular function (GO): protein binding
Source: RefSeq, a predicted model, not a curated record
ACCUGCAGCACGCUUCAGUCUCGUUACGUCUCUGGCGGAAGACGCGCGCGCAGUCAUGGACAACAAAUAUUGACACUUAUAAAACUGUCAAACACGAUUGUGACCAUUUCAACACUGUUGUGAUUAACUAUGUUAUAUUAUUAUUGAUGUUUGGUUUGACAGUGCCAGCAAAAAGUGGUCAAUUUUUAAGGAUUUCGUAGCUGAAAAGGAUUUCCGAUUCAAUAUGGUCGUGCGAUCCCGUCUUCGUGCCCAGUGGUGGCUACCAACAGUCCUGAUAGUGACUAUUGUUCAAGGCACACGUGGUCAAUGCCCGUGGAUGGAAAACCCAGAUUUACAAGCGACCUGUGUGUGUGCUUUCAAUUUAGCAAGACAGCUCUCAGUGCAAUGUGACCAGGUAGAUUUUCCGACACUACUAUCAGCAUUGAAUUCUAGCGCUGGAAAAAUUUCCAUAGACUUGCUAUAUAUAAACAAUGCGACGAUUUCGUCACUAACCAGUGAUAUGUUUCGAAAUUUAGCUAUUUACAAUCUACAAAUAUCUGGCUGCAAGUUGAGGAAGAUCGAAAGCAACGCCUUUAACGGGCAAGGCCAGUACUUAAAGAAUUUGAAUCUACAAGACAACGAAUUAUCGGAGGUGCCUGUGAAAGCACUGAGAAUAUUGACAAACUUAUCUCUGUUAGAUCUGUCAAAAAACAAGAUAACGCUAAUCGAAAACUAUUCGUUUUCUACCCUUCAGGAAUUAACAACUUUAAAAUUAUCCGACAAUAAUGUAACACUAGCACCGCAAGCCUUAGCUGGUUUGGAAAAUUCUCUUAAAAAUCUUAAUUUAAAAGGAACAAGACAGAAGUCUGUUCCAGAAUGUAUACGAGGUCUACGAAGUCUUGCCUUUCUUGAUCUGUCACAGAAUAGUAUACGAGAACUACCAGGCCCUGACGGCCCUCAAACUUUUGAAGGAUUAGAUUCUCUUACGGCUCUCAAUUUAGAACGAAACUUACUUGUAAAUUUAAAACAUGGAGCAUUUUUACAAAUCAAAAACACGCUGAGCUCGUUAAGUUUACUAAAUAACCUUUUACCAGAAUAUCCAACAGAAGCAAUAUCCGUGUUAUCAGAGUUGAGAGUGCUUGAUAUAGGUUUUAAUUUACUCAACAAGAUACCUUCAGAUGCCUUUUUAAAGAAUCCGUCAAUAACCUUACUGGCAUUAGAUGGUAAUCCAUUGCCAACUGUGCCAGAAAAGGCUUUGGCUCAUCUAAAUUCUACAUUGAGAGGUCUUAGUCUUGGCGGCAGAUUCUUGAACUGUGACUGUAAAUUACGAUGGAUUAUCGAAUGGAUUCGUAAUGGCGAACUACAGGUCACUUCACGCGAGAGAAAUCCACAAUUCUGUGGAAACCCACCAGCAUUCCGAGAUCGUGGUUUUUACAGUUUUGAGCCGAAUGAGUUAGUAUGUGAUCAUGAUACAACUGAAAUAGUACAAUCAACUCUCAAGUAUAGUGAUAUAAGUUACACGACAACGUCGCCGGUGACAACUGCACAAGCAACUACUCCCGCAUCAACUACCUUUAAUGUUCCUUUGAACAGUGAAUUUAAUGAAUCGUCAACAAUUAAAUCUUCUAGCACAACUCCGGUAACUACCACUACGAAUAAACCAAGUCGCAACCCAGCAGUACGUCCGGCUGGACCAAAUUGGAGACAUGCACCAAACCAAAGACCCCCAUUAGUCAUGAAUUUCCCACAACAGAAACCAAGUAUAGAUGACUCUAACGAAGUGAAAGUAAAAAAUGCGUACAGACAGGAUAACUCUGUUAUUAUUCAGUGGGAUUCAGAUGUUGCUAAUAUUCUCGGCUUUCGGGUAGUGUAUCGUUUAUUUGGAGAUAAAAGUUUCAAACAGGGACCACCACUUGAAGCUAGCGAAAGAGAAUUCAAAAUUAAGAAUGUUCCAUCUCAGGAAUGCAUCGUUGUUUGCGUUAUUUCUUUAGAAGAAAUACACAUAAGCCCAGAAACUGUGCCUUACACACAGUGUAGAGAAGUGCGCACGGUAUCUGCAGCUGCUACUAAUAUGGAUAAAAUCACUAUAGCAGCCAGUGCAGCAAUAUGUGGCACCAUUGUUGUAGCUGUUCUUGUCUUCGCAGCUGCAUCACGUCGUCGUUCCAGAACCGUUCACCGCUUACACUCACAACUUCCCGAAAAAGUACCAAACUCGUGCUGUGGUGGACUUGCUGGAACUCCAAGUCCGAGUGGCCCAUUAUCUUCUCUUGCUACAAUAGGUGCCUUUGGUAAACAGCGCGAAUGGGAUCAAGUGUCAGCGUAUAGUGCGAGAUCAAUACCUCGCGCACGAUCUUACACAGAACCUCCACCACCGGAGACAGUACCAGGUAGGCCUGGAAGGGCAAGAUCUUUAGCAGAUGGUCAGUCACAACACAGCUACUCUGCCCGCUAUGGAGCUUCAGGAUACCCAACGAGUUUAUUAGGAUCACGAACUGAUCUACGCCAAUCACGACAGUCUUUAGGGGGAGCUUCUGAAAGAGCGUCCCGUUUAUCCUUAAGCGGAGCUGCGGGUGGAGCUACAAGCGGUACAUCAGGGUCUAGAAGGAGACCGAGAUCUCGCUCGCGACCUGCCAGUCGCUAUAGCGUUGGUUCUAUUGGAAUGGGUUACUGUGAUACUUCGGAUAAUUGGACUGAUCACGAUAUGGAUAUAUACAUGACCCGUAAUGCAACAGCCAGAGGCGGUUUAGUGCCCUUAUAGUGGAAAAGUGAUGAAGUGUGGGAAAUCAUUUUGUGCAAACACUGCUCACAGCCACUGAACAGCGCGAAAGCGUGCACUUUCUGGUGCAAACGCCAUAACCACACUCAUCUUCAACAGGAUCGUUACAACCAAGAAAAAUCUAACAUUUGCCAAUAAAUGUCAUAGACUAACUAUAUGCAAGAUCACGUCGGACCAUAUAGUUGUUUACUAACAAAUUUCACACAAACUUUGAUCCGAGAAUUAUAAGUUAAUUCUCAGGUUACAUGUGUAAAUUAUAUUUGAUUUUUUUUUAAGAAAUAAAAAUGUACAUAGUAAAUUUUAAAUGUUAUAAGAUAGCUUAUAUAUAAUAAGAGGUCUAUGAAAGCGCAAUCCAAAUGGUGCUAAUAAAUAAGUUUGUAAUAAAUAUAUUUUUGUGUAUAUAGAAUAAUUAGUGUAAAAAUAAAGUAUAAUAAAAACA